UUUAAGUAAUAAUAAUAGUUGAAAUUCAAUAAAAAGAAAAUUUAUUAUGAAAUUAUAUCAAAGCUUAAUAUUGGCAAUUUUUUUAUCAUUUGCUAUAACGCUAUCUAAGGGGGAUCAAAGCGGGGAUCAGAGAGAAGAAAAACUGACUUGUUUCUUUUGUGACGAUGAGAUUUCUUGUAAUAAAAACAACCAAAUAGACAAACGUUGUUGGGAAAUAAGUGAUUCAUGUUUAACAAUAUUCAAUGAAAAUAAUAAGGUUAUAAAACGUGGCUGUUAUUCAAGCUAUAUAAAAUAUUGUCAAGAUAAUACGAAAAAUAAAUGCUAUGAAUGUAACUCCGAUCUUUGUAAUAAGGCAUACUCAAAAGAUGAAUACAUUAAAUGUUAUAAUUGUACAACAUUCGAUAAUCCAAAAUGUUCUGAUGUCAAUGAUGUAUCGAGUGUUCCGAUAAGAGAAUGUCGCGAAUCUUGUAUGUCCACACUUAAAUAUCUCGAUGAUAAGAAAAUUAAAUUUCAAGCGAUAAGAAGCUGUUUGGAUGACAAAAAUGAGGAAGAACGAAAAAAAUGUAAUGAUAAAAAUUUUUGUGAAGCAUGUAAUAAAGAUUUUUGUAAUGGUGGUGUGUAUCCUAAACAUCGUUUACGUUGUAUUCAUUGUAGCGGAAGCCAUUGUAAAAAUCCAGGUCCAAACUACUCAAAAUUUUGUGAAAAUAUUGAAGAAAAUGAUAAAUGCAUGAUUGAAUAUAGUGGCUUUGGCAUUAUAAAAAAAUUUGGUUGUUUAAGUGACUUGAAUAAAGAGGAUAUUAAUGAUAUGUUAAUUAAUAAUACGUUACACAUUUGUGAUGGCACUAAUUGUAAUACAGCACUAUCCGAAGAUUGGAAUACUUGUUAUAAAUGUGUAUCAGCGAAUAUAAGAGAAUGUAUAACAGAUGUCAAAAAUAGUGGGGCUGUUGGAGGUGUUUUUUGUCACGAAUUGCCAAACCAAAAAUGUUACACCAAAUUUAAUAGUUUAACAGGAUCAGUCGAAAGAGGAUGCUGGGCUAGACUCGAUCAAGAAGAAAGGGCUAAAUGUCUUGAUGAAAGCAAUCAAAAUUGCAAAUUAUGUACUGAAAAAUACUGUAACUAUGAAACAAUUCCAAAUGAUCGUAAAUCCUGUUUAGCAUGCAACUCAACAGCAGAUCCAGAUUGUCAUGAAAGUCCAAAGAAAAAAGGUCUAUGCUUCAAUUAUAAAGAAGAUGAUAAAUGUAUUGUAAAAUAUGUUGAUGGUGUAACAAUACGUGGAUGUUCUUCAGAUAUUGGAACCUGUGAUGCUUUAGAUCACUAUUCAUGUCAAAUAUGCUCCGGUGAAAAUUGCAAUAAGGCUAAUCUUAAAUUUAUUUCUUUAUCUAACAAAAAUCUCGGUAUUUGGCAAGAUUUACCAUUAAAAUGUAAAUAUUGCACAAGUAUAUAUCGUUGUUCAGAUUUAUCAGAAAUUAAAACAACAACGUGUCCAAAUAAUAAUGAUGAAUGUAUAACAAUAUUUAAUGAUGACAGAAAAGUGGAAUAUCGUGGUUGUUCAUCGAUACUUAAUAACGAAUAUACCGAAAAAAAAUGGAAACUGUAUUGUGAAACAAACCCGGAGUUUUGCCCUCAAUGUAAAUCAAAUGAGUGUAAUAUAGCAAAUAGUACAAGGGAUUACGUAAAAUGUCAUUAUUGUGGUUGGCCAGAUUACAAAUCGUGUAAUGAAAUGAAGGAAGAAAUAUUGUUUCCUACAAGACAAUGUUAUAAAUCGUGUAUGACAGCAGCAUAUAAAAAAACCCAAGAUUUGGAAGAUCCAGUAUAUAACGUUAUGAGAACAUGUUUGGACGAUAAAGAACCGCAACAACAAAUUGAUUGUAAAUCAAACCAAAAUGAGAAUUGUCAAGUUUGUGAAACAAACAAUUGUAAUUCAAAAAUGUUAUUUGGAAAUUGGUCUAGCUGUCACACUUGCCAGGGUUCUGAAGAAUGCAAAACACCGUUACUGAAACAGUGUGAAUCAUAUAAAAAGAACGAUAAUUGCUUUUAUUUAUAUAGCGAUAACAAAGAAAUUAUAAAAGGUGGCUGUAUGAGUGAAUUAUCCGCAGAAGUUCGAAAGAACUUAAUUAUCAAUAAUAAAGUAUCAUUUUGUAGAGGAUCAAAUUGCAACGAAGAUCUCCCGAAAGAUCAAAAGUGUGUAAAAUGUGAUUCAAGUAAAGAUGAAAAAUGUGCUACAGAACCAGAAAGUUAUAAGGAGCUCGAAAACUGUACUUUACCAAAUUCUAACUGUUAUGUUAAGGUUGUUAAUGGAACUAAUAUUCGUGGUUGUAUGAGCAGUUUAGGAGAGAAAAUGCUUGAUUGCAUAGACAGUGAAGAUUGCCUGUUUUGUAAUUCAGAUCAGUGUAAUAAUGUGAUUUAUCCCCCAAAUCGGCAAAAGUGUUUCGUAUGCGAUAGUGCCAAUAACGAAGAUUGUCAUGAAAAACCUUCAACCGCAAAAGUAUGCCCAGUUUAUUUAAAAGAUCAAAAAUGCGUUAGUAAGUACGACGAAGGAAAAACGGAGCGUGGCUGUAGUAAUGAAUUAACAUGUGAUGAGAAGGAUGUUAAAAAGUGCCAAAUAUGUAGCGAUGAGAAUUGUAACACAAUGGAUUUGAAGGGUCUGAAUAAUUCAGCCACGAUAGUCGCUAAUUCAAUGUUGAUUGGCGUUUUAGUUUUGUUAAGAAAUUAUUUGUCAUAAAAAUAAUUAUGUAAUUUAAUUUUUAAUAUUAAUUGAAAAAUCUUUUU
Messenger RNA from Condylostylus longicornis, 2769 nucleotides. RefSeq lists its product as uncharacterized. The transcript has 5 exons. NCBI's taxonomy places the organism in Eukaryota, Metazoa, Arthropoda, Insecta, Diptera, Dolichopodidae. The coding region runs from base 47 to 2722 and encodes 891 amino acids. The record is from RefSeq and is a predicted model, not a curated record.